Sphaeroforma arctica JP610 is the source of this 394-nucleotide messenger RNA. RefSeq lists its product as hypothetical. Gene Ontology annotation, cellular component: cytoskeleton. The transcript is spliced from 2 exons. NCBI's taxonomy places the organism in Eukaryota, Ichthyosporea, Ichthyophonida. The annotation marks the transcript as partial. The record is from RefSeq and is a predicted model, not a curated record.
UCGCUGCAGUCACCAUAGAGAUCAAGGAUAAAUUCUACGAGAUGUUCGGAACCCAGAUGUUCCAACUAUGUGAGUACGGGUUUGUGCGAUCGCCAAAAGAAUUCGCAAAGGCGUAUGGACGGAUGGUAGGCAGUGGCAAGAAGGAGGACUUGCAAAGGGGCAUGCUCGAGUAUCAGAAGGGGCCCAUACCUACAUCACUACUCAGGCUUGAGCCCAAACUCGAGAAGAUAGCAGUGGGCAACUUCAAACGGCUGCUGCGGUUUAUGUCUGACAGACCGCGCGAAGAGGUGAUGCGUGACGGUCAGUUGAUCAUCGAUGGAGCGAUGAACAAUGUUGGCCUGCGAGACGAAGUAUACUGCCAAGUGAUCAAGCAGCUUAUCAAGAACUAUGACCA